Zootoca vivipara (common lizard) is the source of this 802-nucleotide messenger RNA. Lineage: Eukaryota; Metazoa; Chordata; Lepidosauria; Squamata; Lacertidae. The record is from RefSeq and is a predicted model, not a curated record.
CAGCGGAGCCCGGGAAGCUUCAGAAGAGCCUCUUUGCAGCUCCGCCGAGGGAGAGCUCAGCUUUCUGCCCAUUAAAGGAUUAAGUUCGCCACAAUGGUAAACAAUCCCUCCUGUUUCUUUUCCCUUGCAAUCACCCUUUGCGUCCUGCUGGAAGAAGGCCUGGGCCUCCCUCCGGCAGAGCCUCACCUGGCAGCGGGCAGCGGCAGGCACCUGAGGACCAAGCGCUGCUCCUGCCUCAACUGGAUGGACAAAGAGUGCAUUUACUUCUGUCACCUUGAUAUUAUCUGGAUCAACACGCCAGGCCACUCCACACCCUACGGUCUGGGUAAUACACAAAGGCGUCGGAAGAGAUCACUCAGCAGGUGCGAGUGCUCGCAUUCAAAGGACAGUGUCUGUGCGACCUUCUGCCGUGGCAAGCCUUGGUGAGUGUUCAGAUGUCUCCCUAUCCUUAGACCUGCCUUUCUCAACUCAGGGUCCUCCAUAUGUUCUUAUCUCUAACACCCAUGGCCAGGCAUCCCCAAACUGUGGCCCUCCAGAUGUUUUGGCCUACAACUCCCAUGAUCCCUAGCUAACAGGACCAGUGGUCGGGGAAGAUGGGGAUUGUAGUCCAAAACAUCUGGAGGGCCGAAGUUUGGGGAUGCCUGCCCAUGGCUAAUGAUCAAGGAUAAUGGGGAUCUCAGCUCCAUGAUGUUUGGGUUUGAAUGUAAUGCUAAACUAUGGUUAACCUAAGCCCAUGUUUAUAAAGCAACUACUAACCUUAGUUAAUGCACAUCUGUUAACCAUAGAUCUGCCAAUUUUGCUU